This is a messenger RNA of Hermetia illucens (black soldier fly), 2087 nucleotides long. RefSeq names its product putative fatty acyl-CoA reductase CG5065. Lineage: Eukaryota; Metazoa; Arthropoda; Insecta; Diptera; Stratiomyidae. Gene Ontology annotation, cellular component: peroxisome. The coding region runs from base 455 to 2005 and encodes 516 amino acids. Gene Ontology annotation, molecular function: alcohol-forming very long-chain fatty acyl-CoA reductase (NADP+) activity. The record is from RefSeq and is a predicted model, not a curated record. Gene Ontology annotation, biological process: long-chain fatty-acyl-CoA metabolic process. The transcript is spliced from 6 exons.
AAUUCGAGGCAGUGCGAUUCACAAGCUUGAGGAAUUAAGACGCGAUCUGUGCGAAAUCCGGCCUAUUAUCUGGUACACCCAUCUCGAUACAUAAAUACAUAUGUGCACGGUGUACAGUGGCUAUUAGUGGUGUUAUUGUCGGUGGCGCAGGUGAUUAUUAAGAGCAUAGUCACAUUUGAGUCUUUGUUCAGUUUGCGAUGGUAUACAGUGGUGGUCGGAAGAUCUGAGAAUUUCGAAAAAUAGGAAGUCGCUAGGGAAACCGUCGUGCCGUUAAUUUAAAUGAGAUAAAUUACUCAAUUCAGUUAACAGAAUUGUGUUAGAAGUCUAGCAGUGAAAAUCGUUUUCCAGUUGUUCAUGUUUUGUAGAAACACUAUCGACAAAGUGUGUAAACAGUGCUAGUUACCUGCUCUGGAUAAUUAAUAUUUAAUCUCAAUCAAUCCAGUUUCAAAUUAAAAUGUCCGGCAUCGAGGAUACACAGCAUUUAAUAGGGAUCCCAGAAUGGUACGCUGGUAAAAAUAUCUUCAUAACUGGUUCCACGGGAUUUAUGGGGAAAGUUUUAGUUGAAAAACUUUUACGUGACUGCCCCGAUAUCAACUGCCUCUAUCUGCUAAUUCGCAGAAAAAAGGGCAUGGAACCGGCCCAGCGCAAAGAGGAGUAUUUUAGUUCAGAGAUUUUCGAUCUACUCCGCAAAUCCAAUCCUGGACAAUUUGAAAAAAUUCGAAUAAUCAAAGGAGAUGUUCUACAAGACAACCUCGGCAUCAGUGAAGAUGACCACGCUGAACUGAUGAAAAAUGUGAAUGUUGUUUUUCAUUGUGCUGCAAACGUUCGUUUUGACCAACCUCUACGGCAGGCCGUAGAAAUGAAUACAGUUGGUACCCAUAGAGCUCUGCAACUAGCUGAGGGAAUAAAAAAUCUUAAAGUGUUCGUGCACGUCUCAACUUCAUAUUGCCAUUGUAAUGAAGAUGUCUUGGAAGAGCAUGCCUAUCCGUCGCCACAUAACCCCAUUGGAAUUAUCCACAUGAUUCGAUCUCUGAAUGAUGGAUUGUUGGAGCAAAUAACGCCAAAACUUUUAAAUGGACUUCCUAAUACAUACGCAUACACAAAAGCCCUAACAGAGGGACUCGUUCAGACCUACGAUGGUAAACUCCCCAUCAUCGUAUGCCGACCAUCAAUUGUGACUGCCGUGAAAAGUGAACCUCUUCCUGGCUGGGUGGAAGGAACGAACGGACCUACAGGUCUUAUGAUUGGAGCCGCACGAGGCGUGAUACGCACUAUGCACUGUAAUCCUGAUUAUCCUUCCGACUUGGUACCUGUGGACACAGCCAUAAAUGCACUGAUAGUAGCCGCAUGGGACCGGGCUCAAAUGCAAACUAAUCACAUUGAAUUCAUGAAUGUUUGUUUGUCACACAAGAAUUUACCAACUUGGGGUGAAAAUUUGGAGACAGGCAAGAGGAUUUUCUAUGAAAAUCCGCUGUGCUUUUCACUUUGGUAUCCUGAUGGUUCUAUAAAGAGUAAUUACUAUCAUCAUCUGUUUGCAGUUUUGUUCUUCCACUAUUUGCCAGCAUACCUAAUUGAUAUGGGUUUAGUCUUGAUUGGCCAAAAGCCGUUCCUUGUUCGUGUCCAGAAAAAAGUUUCCACAGGCCUGAAAGUCCUACAAUACUAUACAACGAAAAUCUGGGUUUUCAAAAAUGACAAACUAGAGAACUUACCGCAGAAACUUUCUCCCCGUGAUCGGGAACGAUUUGAUUUAACAGUCGAUCAAAUCAAUUGGGAGAAGUAUUUGCACGACAUGAUCAUGGGAGUUCGAGUAUACCUUCUAAAGGAGAGUCCUGAAACUAUCCCACAAGCCCGUCGAAUCCUUCGUCGUCUCUAUAUUUUGGAUCGUGUCAUUGUCUUCGCUUUCUACGGUCUUAUGUUCUGGUUCCUUUGGAACUAUUUGGAGGUAAUUUUAGAUUCAAUUGGUGGAUUUUUUAAUUUAUGUUUAGGUUUUACGCACAGUGUUUAACUAAGUUAUGAUUUUUAGUAUAAGAUGUAAGUUUAUUGUCAUUUUUUUUGUACAAUAAAGUUAUUGUUUUUAUUUAAUCGAA